Lucilia cuprina (Australian sheep blowfly) is the source of this 1840-nucleotide messenger RNA. Its product is annotated as UDP-glycosyltransferase UGT5-like. NCBI's taxonomy places the organism in Eukaryota, Metazoa, Arthropoda, Insecta, Diptera, Calliphoridae. Gene Ontology annotation, molecular function: UDP-glycosyltransferase activity. The transcript is spliced from 3 exons. Bases 146 to 1723 code for a protein of 525 amino acids. The record is from RefSeq and is a predicted model, not a curated record.
CGAUAGAGAGUUUAUUCAACAGUUGUAGUUUAACACGCGUUCUAAACGCACACGCUUAAUAAAACUUUAGCGCGUACGCAGUGCCGGCACAUGUAAUUAAACACAUUCUAACGACAAUAAAUUAAUUAAAAGAGAAUAACUUAAAAUGCGUGUCACUAAUUUAUUCUUACUAUUUAUGUCCAUAUACUCAGCGGUAGUAGUGGAUUCAUAUAAAUAUUUGGGUGUUUUACAUACUGGAGCAAAAUCACAUUUUAUUGUUGGUUCAGCUUUAAUGAAAGCUUUAGCCCAAAAGGGUCAUGAGGUUUAUGUGAUCUCACCGUUUCCACAGAAAAAACCUAUUAAAAAUUAUCAUGAUGUACCUUUAGAGUUGAUGAUGAAAAAAAUGAAUGAGCUAACCAGUACUUUGUUGGAUAGUAACGACAGAAGUGUAGUCGAAAAUGUAAUCAAUUACUUUGAUAUGGGUCUCGAUUUGACUGAAAUCGUUUUAAAGGACAACAAUGUACAACAACUUAUGGCCAGUAAUCAUACAUUUGAUGCUGUUAUAUGUGAAGUCUUUCUUUCGGAGGCGCUAUUUGGUUUUAGUGAACACUUUAAGGCACCACUUAUAGGUUUGGGCACAUUUGGUGCCAUUUCAUGGAAUACAGAUAUGGUUGGCUCUCCAUCACCACCUUCGUAUAUACCCAGUGCUAUGUUAAAAUUUACCGAUCAUAUGACUCUUACCGAACGUGUGGGCAAUUUAGCUUUUGUUACAUUUGAGCGUUUAUUUUUGGAUUACCACUAUUUACCCAGACAGGCGGCUUUGUAUGAGAAAUAUUUUCCUCAUUUGGAAAGAGAUAUGUAUACAGUGCGUAAAAAUGCUGCUGCUGUUUUGCUUAAUACUCAUGUGUCGCUGGGUUAUGCCAGACCCUAUGUACCCAAUCAAAUUGAGGUGGGCGGCAUGCAUAUUAAUCGCCAGCGUAAACCUUUACCUGCCGAUAUAGAGAAAUUUAUCGCUGAAGCUAAACAUGGUGUAGUCUACUUUUCUAUGGGUUCUAAUUUGAAGAGUAAGGAUUUACCUGCAGCUAAGAAACAGGAGCUAUUGACAGCCUUUAAAAGUCUUAAACAAAGAGUCUUAUGGAAAUUUGAAGAUCUUAAAUUGGAAGGAAAACCCGAUAAUGUUUUCAUUAGUGACUGGUUCCCUCAAGACGAUAUUUUGGCCCAUGAAAAUGUUAAAGUUUUCAUUACACAUGGUGGUCUUUUAAGUACCACCGAAAGUAUUUACCAUGGUACACCUUUCAUAGGUAUACCCAUAUUUGGUGAUCAAUUCCUUAAUAUGGCUCGUGCAGAAGCUAAUGGUUAUGGCAUACGUUUAGACUAUCAAACUCUAAAUGCUAAGGAUCUCAUAGCAGCUGUGGAACGUGUGAUAAAUGAUCCAAGUUAUAAUCAACGUAUAAAAGAAAUGUCUGCCACAUAUAGGGAUCAACCUAUGUUGCCUUUGGAUUUAGCUGUUUAUUGGGUGGAACAUAUAGUGCGUCAUAAGGGUGCUAAAUAUUUACAUUGUGCUGGUUUAGAUUUAAGUUUUAUUGAAUAUCAUAACAUUGAUGCCAUGUUAAUAUUAUAUGGAGGUAUUCUAUUUACUCUAUUUGCUAUUAUUUACUUUUUGAAUUUGUUGAUUAAGGCGGUAGUGAGGAAAUUCACUCCUCAACAAAAGUCAAAUAAGAAGAACAAACAGAAAAGGAAUUAGUUAGGAGAAAGGCUAUUGUAACUUACAUAUGUAAAUAAAUUUAGUUAAUUUUUGUAAUUUUUUAAUUAAUUGAUGAAAAUAAAUAAAUAAAAUAAUUUUAUAUAUUAAUUGUUAAAA